AGGAGGAUGUUACAGUAAAAGAAGAGGAAGAGAAAGAGGAUGUUACUGUUAAAGAAGAGGAAGAGAAAGAGGAGGGUGCAGUUUUUGGGGUGAAAGAGGAGGAUGGGGAGAUGACUGUCACAUUGGAAGGAGACGAGGAUGAAGAGGAUGAAACGGGAUAUCUGGGCUCGGUUUCCCAAAGGCAUCUUAAGGCAUCCAAUGGUUCUAACGAUAAACGGGCCAUGAUUAACACUAGAGAGAGAUGUGACGAUCCUGGGUCCUCUGGGGAGUCUCAACAAGAUCAUGAUGCUGACAGGGCAGAGAAGAGUCUCUCCACAUCAGAACACCUCAAGAAACACCAGCAGAGACCCACAUUGAAUAAUCCUUACUGCUGCUCUGACUGUGAGAAGAACUGCAAAUCUAAAUCAGAACUUGAAAUACACCGGAGAAUCCACACAGGAGAAAAGCCAUACCACUGCUCUCAUUGUGGAAUGAGUUUCUCUAGAUCAUAUUCAUUGAAAACACACCUGCUAAUUCACACAGGAGAGAAAUCUUAUAGCUGUACUCAAUGUGGGAAGAGUUUUACUACAUCUUCCAAUCUGACUAAACAUCAGAAAACACACACAACAGAGAAACCUUAUAGCUGUGAUCAAUGUGGGAAGAGUUAUGUUACAUCUAGCUAUCUGACUUUACACAAGAGAACACACACAGGAGAUAAAUCUUAUAGCUGUGAUCAAUGUGGGAGGAGUUAUGUUACAUCUAGCUCUCUGACAGUACACCAGAGAACACACACAGGAGAGAAACCAUUUAGCUGUACUCAAUGUGGGAAGAGUUUUACGACAUCUAGCUCUCUGAAGGUACACAAGAGAACACACACAGGAGAUAAACCAUGUAGCUGUACUCAAUGUGGAAAGAGUUUUACUCGGUCAAGCUCCUUGGUUAUGCACCAGAGAAUACACACAGGAGAGAAACCAUAUAGCUGUAAUCAAUGUGGGAAGAGUUUUACUCAGCCAAAUGGACUGAUAUUACACAAGCGGACACACACAGGAGAGAAACCGUGUAGUUGUACUCAAUGUGGGAAGAGUUUUAUUCAGGCAAGCUGCCUGAAAGUACACCUGAGAACACACACAGGAGAGAAAACUUACCAUUGUGCUGACUGCAGAAAGAGUUUUAUUAGCUUAAGUAAUUUAAAAUCACACCAGAGAACACACACAGGAGAGAAAACACCAUAUAGCUGUGAUCAAUGUGGGAAGCGUUUUAUUCAGUCAAGCUCCCUAAUCGUGCACCAGAGAAUACACACAGGAGAGAAACCUUAUAGCUGUACUCAAUGUGGGAAGAGUUUUACUCAGGCAAGCUGCCUGAAAGUACACCUGAGAACACACACAGGAGAGAAACCUUACCACUGCUCUGACUGCGGAAAGCGUUUUGUUAGAUCAAGUGAUUUAAAAUCACACCAGAGAACACACACAGGAGAGAAACCACCAUAUAGCUGUACUCAAUGUGGAAAGAGUUUUAAUCAGUCAUGCUCCUUGAUAUCACACCAGAGAACACACACAGGAGAGAAGCCUUAUAGCUGUACUCAAUGUGGGAAGAGUUUUACUCAGUCAAGUGGCCUGAUAGCACACCAGAGAACACACACAGGAGAGAAAUCUCAUAGCUGUCAUCAAUGUGACAAGAGAUACUCUGUUAAAAGAUCUCUGAUCAAACAUCAGAAAAUACAUAAAUGAAGGAAUUGUUUUCAUAAUCUCACAGUGUAGAAUGUUUUAACAUUGUAGUAGGAGUAUUUUAAUAAUGUCACAAUGUAGAACCCUAAACGUUUGCCCCCUGUUCUAUUGAUUUCAGCCUGAUAUGGAUAUUAGCCUCACGGAAAAAUACAAGCUCUGAAUUGGAAGAGUUACUAUUUAUGUGAUUUAACAAAAAGUGACUAACAAAAAAAGAGUUGUGUUGCACUUCCCACAGUGACCCACUUGAAUCAAAAUGCAACACUUCAAAAUGUAGCGAGCUGUUUUCUAUAAAUUGUCAUCUAACUAGUGAUGUACACAUUAUACCCAGAUUCUGUGGUUUUUAUGCUGUUAGUUUUAACAGGACGUGCAACCUCAUCUCCCUCCUGUCGCACAACUGAUUUCAACAUGAUACCGAUGAGUGAUGACAAAUAAGUGUUGUGUUCCUUUGUUUAGCGACCCCUACAUUUAAAU
Molecule: messenger RNA, 2174 nt
Organism: Salmo salar (Atlantic salmon)
Lineage: Eukaryota; Metazoa; Chordata; Actinopteri; Salmoniformes; Salmonidae
Biological process (GO): regulation of transcription by RNA polymerase II
Molecular function (GO): DNA-binding transcription factor activity, RNA polymerase II-specific; RNA polymerase II cis-regulatory region sequence-specific DNA binding
Source: RefSeq, a predicted model, not a curated record